AUGGCACAUACAGUAUCUAUUCGCCCAGUGCCCGAGUUUAACACCGACGCUACACGUUGGAAAACUGUAGCGUCGCUACACGUUGGAAAAACUGGGUCGCACACUUUAACAUGUUUCUCCUGGCUAGUGGCGUUACGGAUGAACGUUGGAGAAGGGGACAAGAGGUGUCUCUUUAUUUUUAAAGAAAGUCUCAACGCACGCGUAUUUGAUCACAUCAGUGAUCGAAUAAUUACGACGUCUUUCAAGCUUGCGAACACAAAGGUCGUUGUUGUGGCAGUCUACUUUCCUUCAACAAACCGAAGCUUCAAUGAAUACAUGAAAACAUUAGAAACUUUAGAACAAAUCUGUCUGCAAUAUAAAAACAAUAAAACAAAUUUGAUUUUGCUUGGAGAUUUUAAUGCACAUAUCGAAGAAAAUAAAGUAGGCCAAAAAUGGAAUAAACGAGGCACGAAAUUGCAAUCGAUGUUUAAUAAACUUAAGUUGGUUCCUGUGAACUUAUAUCCACCCUGUGACUCCCAACAACUCACGUAUUUGUCACGCACAGAAAAUUCCAUCAUUGAUUAUAUAAUCUUAGACAAGAACCUGGUGCAAUACAUGGAGUCUGUGCAAGUACUCAAUGAACAUCCAGAUAAU
Messenger RNA from Paramuricea clavata, 633 nucleotides. The record is from the annotation of a GenBank genome assembly. Lineage: Eukaryota; Metazoa; Cnidaria; Anthozoa; Malacalcyonacea; Plexauridae.